Molecule: messenger RNA, 1886 nt
Organism: Phalaenopsis equestris
Lineage: Eukaryota; Viridiplantae; Streptophyta; Magnoliopsida; Asparagales; Orchidaceae
Product: high-affinity nitrate transporter 2.3
Exons: 3
Coding region: 302-1825 (507 amino acids)
Biological process (GO): transmembrane transport
Molecular function (GO): nitrate transmembrane transporter activity
Source: RefSeq, a predicted model, not a curated record
UUUCACAAGAACCAAUUCUAUAUGCUGAUAUGCAUUCUUCCCCUUUAACAAUCCGGUACUCCCUCACCUCCCCUUCCACUGCAACUCGACAGCAAGUUGACGCUCCAAUCCCCUCAAAAGUCAACGUCUCUCCCUCUCUCAACUCAACUUGCUUUCGACCUCAACAUCUCCCCCAAUCACAAACAAUUCAGAUCUCUCAACUCACUUUCCCACUCCCCAAGAUCGGUUUUUUUUUUUCAUUCCUCCACCUCCCCUGUCCCAAUACAAACCCCUCUCCACUCCCCACCCUCCUCCAAAAACCAUGGAACCACCACCACCACCUCCCAAACCCCAAGGCAACAAACAACCCCCAUCCCCUACCUUCCCGCUCCCCGUCGACUCCGAGCACAAAGCAACCCAACUCAGCAUCUUCUCCUUCGCCCCCCCUCACAUGCGGUCCUUCCACCUCUGCUGGUUCUCCUUCUUCGCCUGUUUUUGCUCCACCUUCGCCUCCCCCCCUCUCCUCCCCAUCAUCCGCGACAACCUCUCCCUCACCUCCACCGACAUCAGCAACGCCGGCAUUGCGGCCGUCUCCGGCGCCGUUAUCGCCCGCAUAGCCAUGGGCUCCGCAUGCGAUCUCAUCGGCCCCCGACUGGCCUCUGCUUCUCUCACCCUCCUCACCUCCCCUGCCGUAUUCUUCACCUCCGUCAUCUCAUCCCCCUCCGGUUUCCUCCUCGUCCGUUUCUUCACGGGGUUCUCAAUCGCGUCGUUCGUGUCGACGCAGUACUGGAUGAGUUCGAUGUUCUCGGGGAGGAAGGUGGGGGAGGCGAAUGGGUUGGUGGGGGGGUGGGGAAAUCUGGGCGGAGGAGCGAUUCAAUUGAUCAUGCCGUUUAUUUAUUCGAUUGUGAGGAAGAUGGGGUGUGCGGAGUUUACGGCGUGGAGGGUGGCUUUUUUUGUGCCGGGGUUGGUGCAGAUGGCGUCGGCGCUGGCGGUGCUGGUGAUGGGGCAGGAUUUCCCCGACGGCAAUUUUGUUGAGUUGAAGAAGACAGGGGAGAUGAAGUCCGAGGGGUUUGAUGGCGUUUUUCGCUGCGCCGUCAGCAAUUACAGGGGAUGGAUACUAGCGAUAACAUAUGGAUAUUGCUUCGGGGUGGAGCUGGCGGUGGACAACAUCAUUGCCGAGUACUACUACGACAGAUUCGAUCUGAAUCUUCACACCGCGGGGAUCAUCGCGGCGAGCUUCGGUCUGGCGAACGUGGUGUCGAGACCGGGAGGAGGGUGGAUUUCCGACCGGCUUGCGGCGAGGUUCGGCAUGAGAGGGAGGCUUUGGGGCCUCUGGAUUGCUCAGACCGCCGGCGGGAUUCUGUGCAUUGUGUUGGGGAGGAUGGGGAGGCUGAGCUUAUCGGUGCUCGUCAUGGUGUUCUUCUCGCUCUUCGUCCAGGCUGCCUGCGGCCUUACGUUUGGUAUUGUGCCCUUCAUCUCACGAAGGUCACUGGGACUAGUAUCAGGGAUGACGGGAGGAGGAGGAAACGUUGGAGCAGUCAUAACUCAAAUAAUAUUCUUCAAAGGCUCAAAAUACUCCAAGGAAACGGGAAUCACUCUAAUGGGCGUCAUGAUCGUCUGCUGCACUCUGUUGAUAUUGCUCAUCUAUUUCCCACAAUGGGGCGGAAUGCUCUGCGGCCCAAAGCAGGGAUUUACGGAGGAGGAUUACUAUUCUUCGGAGUGGAAUGAUGAGGAGAAGGAGAAGGGCUGCCAUCAGCCAAGUCUGAAGUUUGCCCAAAAUAGUAGAAAUGAGAGAGGGAAGAGAAACAAUGCUGAUCGGUCUUCUCCUAAUAAUUCUCAUGUUUGAAUUCCAUUUUUUGAAGUAUGCACUGAAAACCAAUUUGAGAUUGAUAAUAUAUCAUUUAAUG